Molecule: messenger RNA, 1125 nt
Organism: Anneissia japonica
Lineage: Eukaryota; Metazoa; Echinodermata; Crinoidea; Comatulida; Comatulidae
Product: hyalin-like
Exons: 6
Coding region: 1-1125 (374 amino acids)
Molecular function (GO): protein binding
Source: RefSeq, a predicted model, not a curated record
AUGAUUUACUUAAACACAUUAGACUGCCGUAAGGAAUGGAUUUGUGUUGAAGGCUCCUCUGGAUUAUCAACUACUGUCAUCACAACCGGUAAUGAAACAAGUACAUGUGUAAGUGUAUAUGUCGGUGAAACCGUCAAUAUUUCAGCAACAUGCUCAAAUGGCUAUGUUGCGAAUAAGACAGUAAUACCAACGACAAUAGGUAGUUGCUCUGAAAGUGAUUGCGAUGAGGUUCUAUUUGUAAUUGGAUGCAAACUGUCUAGUACAGAAAGUGCAACAACAGUGCCAGACACAACUCCAGAACAACCAAACACUAUAACAACAGAUUCAGUAAUCUCAACUGGACCGACAACUGCAAUAUUACAACUGAUGUUUGAGACAUGCCCGCAGGAUUUUGUACGUACCACAGGAACUGGGUUAGAUUAUGCAAUUAUAGAAUGGAAUGAACCUAUUGUUAUCGGUGGUGGUGGAAUGGUUGAUGUGAGAAAAACGCAUGAUUCUGGAGCACAGUUUUCUAUCGGCACACAUCAAGUUAACUAUACUGCAAACGAUGAAAUUGGACAACAGGCAUACUGCACAUUUCAAGUGCAAAUUAAUGAUAAUGAAGCACCAAGAAUAACAUGUCCUGAUGAUAUAUCAAAGAUGCUAGAAAAUGGCAGUGUUAGUAUUGCUGUUAAUUGGAAUAAUGCAACGGCGUUUGACAAUGCGGGUAGUGUACAUGUUACACCAUUCAUUAGUAAUACAUAUUCGUCAGGUGAUCUAUUCGAGGAAGGAUCUUAUACAUUGAUGUACACAGCAACUGAUGAUGUUGGGCUGACUGCUGUUUGUUCUUUUACUAUUCUAAUCAGCGGAUCUGUAUGCCGCCCUGGUUAUCGUGAAUGCCCACAGAAGUGCAUACAAGAUUCUUAUUUUUGUGAUCAUAUUCCAGAUUGCAUAGAUGCUUUUGACGAAUCAGAACACAACUGCGCACCAUGCAGUCCUUCUGAAUAUCGGUGUCCAAAUAGUUCAAAAUGUAUCCCAGAGAGUUUCCUUUGUGAUACGUAUCCUUACGAUUGCUUGGACAAUGCAGAUGAAGAUUAUGAUUUUUGUUCAAGUAAGUUUGAUUCCAUCACUUUUGUGAUUCUAUAA